AUUAAUAAGUCUAUCCCUGUUACCUUUUACACUUUCUGAGAAUACUGUCUAGUUUUCUGACUUUUAGUUGUCGAUAAAAGUUAUUGCAUCAAAUAUUUUUUUUGCAAAAACCUGCAUAAAAACCCAUAAAUAUGUUUCGUUCAGCUGUUACACAACUAGCAGGGGUAAUGCGAGGACCUUUGGGCUUCAAUGCAGCUCGCACCACUGUUGUUAACUCAGUUAGAGCAUCUCACGGACAUGCUGAAAGUGAUGAGGAUUUCGAUAGACGUUACGAGGAUUACUUCAAUAGAAAAGAUAUUGAUGGAUGGGAAAUUCGCAGGGGCAUGAAUGAUGUCUUAGGAAUGGAUUUAAUACCAGAUCCAAAAAUCAUUAUUGCUGGUCUCAAAGCUGCCCGUCGUGUCAACGAUUAUGCUUUAGCUGUAAGGUGGCUUGAAGGUUGCAAGGACAAGUGUGGGGAUAAAAAAGCUGAAAUUUAUCCAUAUCUUUUGAAUGAGAUUCGACCAACAUUAACAGAAUUAGGUGUGCUCACACCAGAAGAAAUGGGUUACGAUCAACCAGAAUUAGCUUUAAAAUCUGUUUAUGAUAUGUAAAAAAUGAUUGAGUAAGAUUAAAAUCUUAUUAAAAGCACUUAUGUAAUCAAUAAAAAUUAGUCAAAGAAACGACAUUGAGGUUAGAAAAUUUAUAUAUGUAUACUGACAAAGAACGAGUCAAAUAAAAUUAAAUGUUUAAAACAUA
Molecule: messenger RNA, 735 nt
Organism: Condylostylus longicornis
Lineage: Eukaryota; Metazoa; Arthropoda; Insecta; Diptera; Dolichopodidae
Gene: COX5A
Product: cytochrome c oxidase subunit 5A, mitochondrial
Exons: 2
Coding region: 132-590 (152 amino acids)
Biological process (GO): mitochondrial electron transport, cytochrome c to oxygen
Cellular component (GO): mitochondrial inner membrane
Source: RefSeq, a predicted model, not a curated record